AUGGAACGCAAGUUUUCAGGCGGUGUACAAAAAGAUCACUCUUCACGUGCUAGAGCCGAAGCUGAAGCCGAAGCGGAAGCCGAUAAUAAUCCAAGCUUUGGUUCCGAGGAGCCCGAAUUCCUUGAAACCAACAACCACGAACUCGAGCACUUUGGAAAUAACAACCAAUUUGAGCAUCACACAAUCUUAGCUUGUGUUUUACCAAACAAUUCUUUCACCGACUUCGCUUUCGACGAUAACGCCGAAGACGAAAUAAACGCAAAACAAGUGAUGGACGCUUUCAUGGAGCGAGAGCGAGAGCAAGAGCGAGAGCAAGAGCGAUGGUUCUUUCGCAUCGUUGCGCUAUUCUUCUUCAUCUUCUUGCUGUUCUUUUUCAUCGUCUUGCUUGUACUCUUCCUUCUGGGCUGGGGAUAUGUUGGAUACCGUUAUUAA
Mollisia scopiformis is the source of this 432-nucleotide messenger RNA. RefSeq lists its product as uncharacterized. The transcript has 3 exons. Lineage: Eukaryota; Fungi; Ascomycota; Leotiomycetes; Helotiales; Mollisiaceae. The coding region runs from base 1 to 432 and encodes 143 amino acids. The record is from RefSeq and is a predicted model, not a curated record.